AUGUUACAUUCAAUAACAUGGUGUCUCAGACGUUUACAUGAAGAAAAUUUAGUUCAUCGUGAUCUUCAUAGUGGAAAUAUUUUAAAUAUUUUGAAAAAACCUGAUGUCAAUCUUAAUAGUUUUGAC
Diversispora eburnea is the source of this 126-nucleotide messenger RNA. The record is from the annotation of a GenBank genome assembly. Lineage: Eukaryota; Fungi; Glomeromycota; Glomeromycetes; Diversisporales; Diversisporaceae.